Synchiropus splendidus (mandarinfish) is the source of this 1414-nucleotide messenger RNA. RefSeq names its product GPN-loop GTPase 1 (gene gpn1). Gene Ontology annotation, molecular function: GTPase activity. The transcript has 13 exons. NCBI's taxonomy places the organism in Eukaryota, Metazoa, Chordata, Actinopteri, Syngnathiformes, Callionymidae. The record is from RefSeq and is a predicted model, not a curated record. The coding region runs from base 16 to 1212 and encodes 398 amino acids.
UGAUACACAAACAGCAUGGCUACAGCUCCCGCACCGGAGGUUCAGAUGGAAAACCAAGAGCCUUCACCGGCGGGGGAUGGUGUGUCACCAGGUCCUACAUCAGCAUCCCGGAAUAAACCUGUGUGUUUAAUCGUGCUGGGGAUGGCAGGGUCAGGAAAAACCACGUUCGUCCAGAGGUUAACUGCUCAUCUUCACACUCGCAAAUGUCCGCCGUAUGUUAUCAACCUGGAUCCUGCUGUUCAUGAAGUCCCUUUCCCUGCUAACAUCGAUAUACGAGACACUGUCAACUAUAAAGAAGUUAUGAAGCAGUAUGGUCUUGGACCAAACGGGGGCAUCGUCACUUCACUCAACCUGUUUGCCACACGGUUUGAUCAGGUGAUGCAGUUCAUUGAGAAGAAACACCAGGAUCACAGAUACGUGCUGAUCGACACUCCCGGUCAGAUCGAAGUCUUUACCUGGUCGGCCUCGGGAACUAUUAUCACAGAGGCACUGGCUUCAUCGUUUCCCUGUGUGGUGGUGUACGUGAUGGACACGUCUCGCAGCGUCAACCCAGUCACCUUCAUGUCCAACAUGCUGUAUGCCUGCAGCAUUCUCUACAAGACAAAGCUGCCAUUCAUCGUAGUUAUGAACAAGACAGACAUAAUCGACCACAGCUUUGCAGUGGAAUGGAUGCAGGACUUUGAGGUUUUCCAAGAUGCUCUCAAUCAGGAAACGUCCUACGUUAGCAACCUGACCCGCUCCAUGAGUCUGGUUCUGGACGAGUUCUACGCAAACCUAAGGGUCGUUGGUGUGUCUGCGGUGACCGGCACCGGUCUGGAUGACUUUUUCGUUCAGGUGGAAGAUGCUGCUGAGGAGUACGAGAGAGAUUAUCGGCCUGAAUAUGAGAGACUUCGCAAGGAGCUGCUGGAGGCUCAGAGCAAGAAGCAGCGCGAGCAGCUGGAGCGACUCCGGAAGGACAUGGGCGCGGUCAACAUGACAAAGAUGGCUGCAGAAGAUGCUGAUGUGGCUGGGCCCAGUGACCUCAUCAUGACCCGUGGUAAUCCUGAAGAAGAGGAUGAGGAAGAGGACAGCGAUACAGAUGACAUCGACCACAGCACCACAGAGGAGAGCAAGGAGAAGGACUCCUUUGGAAACUUUCUGAAGGAGAGACGAGAAGUGGUUGAGGUCCGAAACAAGAAGGCAGCAGUCACAGAGGCCCCUGCAGCCAUCUGACACCAGGCUGCAGGGCCAACUGUUGGCCAACUGGAGAGACUCUUGAUGAAGCGGCAGGUGACGUGCGGAUGCGUCUGCAACUGAAAAAAGAUCUAUUUUUGUACUUUCUCAGUGAAGAAAAUUUGUAUUUGAUUAUGUAUCCAUGCCAUUUUAACGUGUGCACUUUUGGUUUUUACCUACAAGCACUGAGUGAAAGUGCCAC